AAUCGAAUGGGCGGGGUGAAAGAUGUUGGGGCCAUCGGCCUCUUCCGUUCUUUUCCGGCGGCCGAGUCUCGGGUCCGCCGGUUAUAAAUCGACCUCGGGACCGGCCGGGGAGUCCAGUCCACCUUCAUUCAGCCUCAUAUGAAUGCAGCAUCACGGCCACGAUCCAAUGAUUACCAUAGCAGUAUCCCGCAUCAUCGCGCUCGGAUAAGUCAGCACUCUAAACUUGACAAAUCUACUGUCGGAUUAAUAGUCCUCAUCCGACCCGUAAGUCGCGAUUCGAGAUCUUCAAGGCUGCCACAUCAGGUUCUCCACCAAUGUCAACUAUAUAUACUCGGGGUUGUCCACCAGUUUGGAAACAUCCCAAGCACGGAUAACUUAGUUGUCUACAAUCUCACCUCCUCAAGCCUUCAGGUCAUUAUUGUCACCAUGUCGGGAAGUCAGGCCUCCUCUAGCUACCCUACACACGGCUAUUUUCAUACAUUCAAUGACCAUAACGCAUCAAUAUCCUCAGCCGAUGGCAACUCCAUGUUAGCAUCCCACGGUACUGAAACAUAUUCCGGGCUCAUGGGCGGUCCUAGCCCCAUGCAGGCCCCUUGUGACCUUACCACUGUAUUCUACAAUAGCAAUUCCAUACCUCAGUAUCGUGGUGCCUACUUUUGUGAAGGGCCUGGUGCAAGCUACGUCACAAGCCUGGAUUACAGGAGCUUGGUUGAGGCGCAGUCAAUGCAGCAUCAGCAGCUCCCAACUGCAAGUGGUUUCGUCAACAACAUCGCCACACCACCGUCAUCUCGCAGACGAGCCAAUGAUAUCGUGGCAGGAACCCGGUAAGGAAGAUACUUCCAAAUACCACCACUCUACGUCCAAUACAAGUACCCAGCCUA
Molecule: messenger RNA, 881 nt
Organism: Aspergillus sclerotioniger CBS 115572
Lineage: Eukaryota; Fungi; Ascomycota; Eurotiomycetes; Eurotiales; Aspergillaceae
Exons: 1
Coding region: 139-828 (229 amino acids)
Source: RefSeq, a predicted model, not a curated record